AUGAUCUUAGCUAGAAAACUUUAUAUCAAGCUGAAUGGUGUUGUCUUUACGCUGGCCGUUUUUCUCUGUCACGUCUGGCUAUGCUCCAGUUACUCGAGAAGAAAGUACUACAAACGCCCAGUGAAACCGAAUAUUGUAUUUGUACUUGUCGACGAUUUGGGCUGGGACGACAUUGGUUAUCACAACCCAGAUAUUAUAUCACCUAAUUUGAACAAACUGGCAAACAAUGGUAUUAAACUGGAUAAUUACUAUGUGCAGCCGACUUGUACACCGUCUCGUAGUCAACUUCUUACCGGUCGACAUUUGAUACACAUGGGAUUUCAACAUACCAACAUCAAACCCAUGGAACCGACUGGUUUACCAUUAGAUAGUCCUACGUUGGCAGAGAAACUGAAAGAGAAUGGUUAUACUACACAUUUAAUUGGUAAAUGGCAUCAAGGCCAUUACGCCCAGAAGUAUCUACCAACUAACAGAGGAUUUGAUUCUUUUUAUGGUCUCCUCACUGGCAGUGGCAACCAUUACACACAUCGGCGCUGUUUCCUGGGUUACUGUGGAUAUGAUCUUUGGAAUAAUACGACACCCGACUUCAGUUACAAGAAUAAGCGAAUAUAUUCAACUCAUCUCUUCACAAAGAAAGCGGCUCAACUCAUUAGAAAACACAACACUAAAAAACCAAUGUUCUUACUCCUGUCCCUGCAAGCAGUACAUACCCCUUUGAAGGUGCCACUGAAGUACAAAGAACUCUACAAGAAUUCUUGGAUACCCUCAGGAGAAAGGAGGAGACUAGCAGGAAUGGUGUCCUGCAUUGAUGAAAGCAUUGGAUAUCUCAUUACGCUCCUCAAGAAGAAAAUGAUGUGGAAAAAUACUAUCUUUGUGUUUUCAACAGAUAAUGGUGGCAGCACAAUAAAGGGAUCAUCAAACUGGCCCCUUCGUGGUGGAAAAGGCCGGUAUUGGGAAGGAGGUAUACGCGGUGUAGGAUUUGUAUAUAGCAAGCUAUUAAAACGAAAUCGUAUCAUUUCAAGACAACUAAUACACAUAUCAGACUGGUUCCCAACAUUUGUGCGACUGGCUGGAGGCAGUCUAAAUGGAACCAAGGAUCUUGCUGGUUAUGACCAGUGGAAAAGUAUCAGUUAUGGUACCCAGACAAAACGUAAAGAGAUACUGUUCAACAUAGACUCCUGCCACUAUCCACAUGGUGAUAAAUUGUCAGGUACAAAAUUUGACACAAGGAUCAAAGCAUCGAUUCGAUUUGGAGCAUGGAAAGUUAUGACAGGCAAACAAGGUCGCGGUCACUGGUUGGCACCCCACUACAUGAAGGAUUUAACCAUGCAAGACAGAGAUCCUCCAGAGAAAAAUGUCUGGAUGUUUAACAUUGCCAGAGAUCCGUUGGAAAGGAAAGAUUUAUCAGAUGCUUAUCCUCAAAAGCUGCGAAUGAUUUUAGACAGACUUGCAUUUUACAAUAAGACAGCUGUUCCCUGUCAUAAUCCUUAUAUGGAUCUGAGAGCAGAUCCAUUUGCAAAUAAUGGUGUAUGGGGCCCUUGGAUGUAAAAUAAAUAUCUAUCACUAAGAAUUUGUAUAUAGUAAGUAUAAAAAAAAACUGUUUCUCUUUGAGAAAGGAUAAAGCAAAAAAUUACAUAUUUA
Molecule: messenger RNA, 1641 nt
Organism: Octopus bimaculoides (California two-spot octopus)
Lineage: Eukaryota; Metazoa; Mollusca; Cephalopoda; Octopoda; Octopodidae
Product: arylsulfatase B
Molecular function (GO): sulfuric ester hydrolase activity
Source: RefSeq, a predicted model, not a curated record